This is a messenger RNA of Nylanderia fulva, 802 nucleotides long. Lineage: Eukaryota; Metazoa; Arthropoda; Insecta; Hymenoptera; Formicidae. The record is from RefSeq and is a predicted model, not a curated record.
AAAGUUUCAAAGGCCUCGUAAAUAGAUGAUUUUUACAAAUAGAUGAAUUAUUUUCUUCUACUAAACUGCUGGCGAUGGAAGUAUAUACAGAAUAAUACAAAAAGAUGCGAUAUUGCCUCUUGUGCGGUAACCGAGAUAAAUCAGUCUCCUAUUUUACAUUUCCGAAAAAUGAGGAUUCUUGUAGGAAGUGGCUAGAUUUUUGUGGCAUUGAUAAACAAGUUUUAACAUCUUCUACUAAACUGUGUUCAGAUCAUUUCCAAAAAGAAGAUAUAAUUAACAAAUCUAAGGGUACAAUGGCAAAACCCAACGUUGUGCCAUCUAUUAUUAGCAAGAAGAAGAAAUUGCGUCAAAGUUUGAUUUUAAAUAUAUGCAAGGACCGUAAUCUGGAAGAACUGAAAGACACAGGUCGGUACAAUGAAGCUGAUGACAAAAGUUUGGACAUUGUAGACGUCAAGAAUUUAAAUAUAUGCAAGGACCGUAAUCUGGAAGAACUGAAAGACACGGGCUGGUACAAUGAAGCUGAUGACAAAAGUUUGAACAUUGUAGACGUCAAGACUGCGGAAAGCUUCGAAUUUGUGUCUGUUGACGAAGAUUCCAUGGAAUUCAAAGAAGAGAGACCAUCUACACCGCCGAGUUUUGAAGAUAAUCCAUGCUUCCGACGUCCUGUUAAGACUUACAUUUUCCUCGUUAUGUUGGUGACAUUACAAUGUCGCAUCUUGAUACACCUGUAAAAGCUGACAUAGCCUUGCAAGUGGCAAAACGAACCAUCGCAAAGCAACGAAGAAAGAUUAAAACUUUACAG